AUGCUGUUGUCCAUUGAGGAGCUGCCUCCCCUUCCACGAAUGACUGACAAGGCAACCGCCUAUGCAGGCUGCUGUCUCGCCCUGAGCAGGCCGCUCGUCGCACACAUUCAUUCGCUCCUUCCGCCCGCGCCCGCCCUUACGCUCUCCAUCGGCAGCGGUUUCGGCCUGCUCGAAGCGCUCCUCAUCGCCGUGCCUCAUUCGUCGAAUAUCAUAGGCGUCGAGGUCGCGCCGAGCUCAAACACAUAUUUGCCAUCGGCGAACCACCGUGUCGUGCACGGCACGCGCUUUCAUGAGCCGCUGGCGACAGAAGCUCAAGCCUGGCUGUUUGUUUACCCGCGGCGCGUGGGCCUUGUCACCGAGUACAUAGGUUCUUAUGGGAACGAUGCGGUUCAGCAAAUCACCUGGAUUGGUCCACAAGCCGACUGGGACGACUACAAGGGCUGCUUUGUCGACGGCUGGGAGGUGCAUACAAAGAGCGCGGACAAAGUCGGUGGCAAGGCUUGGGAAUUGAUCGCUACUGCCACAAGACCAGCGACUUAG
Messenger RNA from Didymella exigua CBS 183.55, 540 nucleotides. RefSeq lists its product as uncharacterized. The record is from RefSeq and is a predicted model, not a curated record. The coding region runs from base 1 to 540 and encodes 179 amino acids. Lineage: Eukaryota; Fungi; Ascomycota; Dothideomycetes; Pleosporales; Didymellaceae. The transcript has a single exon.